Messenger RNA from Cordyceps fumosorosea ARSEF 2679, 297 nucleotides. RefSeq names its product ATPase inhibitor, IATP, mitochondria. The record is from RefSeq and is a predicted model, not a curated record. Gene Ontology annotation, biological process: negative regulation of ATP-dependent activity. The coding region runs from base 1 to 297 and encodes 98 amino acids. Lineage: Eukaryota; Fungi; Ascomycota; Sordariomycetes; Hypocreales; Cordycipitaceae. Gene Ontology annotation, molecular function: ATPase inhibitor activity. The transcript is spliced from 3 exons. Gene Ontology annotation, cellular component: mitochondrion.
AUGCUUCGCACAACCUUUGCCAAGACGGCCGCCCUCCGUCCCAUCCGCACCGCCGCCUUUUCCACCACCGCCCGCGCCAUGGCCCAAGGUGACACCGGCGCUCCCCCCCGUACCGGCGGCCAAGGCGACGCCUUUCAGCGCCGCGAGCGCGCCUCCGAGGACUACGCCAUCCGCCAGCGCGAGAAGGAGAAGCUCCUCGAGCUCAAGCAGAGACUCGCCGAGCAGCAGGAGCACCUCCAGCGCCUGUCCGAGCACAUUGACGAGAUUACCAAGGACCAGGGUGGCGAGAAGAACUAA